Pseudophryne corroboree (corroboree frog) is the source of this 3946-nucleotide messenger RNA. RefSeq names its product G protein-coupled receptor 107 (gene GPR107). The coding region runs from base 68 to 1921 and encodes 617 amino acids. Gene Ontology annotation, molecular function: clathrin heavy chain binding. Lineage: Eukaryota; Metazoa; Chordata; Amphibia; Anura; Myobatrachidae. Gene Ontology annotation, cellular component: membrane; clathrin-coated vesicle; Golgi apparatus. Gene Ontology annotation, biological process: clathrin-dependent endocytosis. The record is from RefSeq and is a predicted model, not a curated record. The transcript has 18 exons.
GGUCAUGUGAUCAGGGGCGGGGCUAGCUCCCGGAAGUGAGAGUGAUGCUGAUGCUGGAAGAAUAAACAUGGCGCUCCGUGGUGACGGUUGCCUGGUGCGGUUUGUCUGCAGUGUGCUUCUGGCUGUGCAGCUAUGUACGGCCCGGGUCCACCAGCUCACGCUGAAAGAUGACAUACGACAGAAAGUGCAUCUCAACACAUUUGGGUUCUUCACAAAUGGCUCAAUGAAUGUGACCAUUAAAAGUUUAUUUGUUAAAGACCUUGAAGACCUCUCUGAUGUUGGCAAGUUGAGGUUUGGAUUCAGCUUGGACAGGACGAAGAAUGAUGGUUUCUCUACUUACUUGGAUCAAGAAUUACAUGAAUGUGUCCUGAACAAUCAUCCGAAGGAUGUUGACCUGAUAGAGCUUGACUUCUCUGGAAAAAAAGUUUGUCUCACAAAGAACACAAUUGUCCUAUUACCACAAAUUGUGUUUGCAAUUCCCGAGGAGACGGAAAAAGGUGCUACUGUUGAAAGCGCUUCUGAGAAAACGAAGUCCAAAGCGCCGGCGGUAAAGCGAGAACGCAGAGACAAAGAGGUGAAUCCGGAGCCAAUAGCAAAGUCUGACGGGAAGCCGCCUGAGAAGGAUGACGGAAAGCCGCCGGCCAAGGAUGACGUGAAGCCGCCGGCCAAGGAUGACGUGAAGCCGCCGGCCAAGGAUGACGUGAAGCCGCCGGCCAAGGAUGACGUGAAGCCGCCGGCCAAGGAUGACGUGAAGCCGCCGGCCAAGGAUGACGGGAAGCCGCCGGCCAAGGAUGACGGGAAUCAAGUGGUGGAUGUAAAGGCCGAGGGGAAACCUAAAAAGUCGGAUCAAGAGUGCCAUCCAAUGCGAGUUGAUAAGGGUGUUGCAUCCUUUCAGUUUUUAUUUAAUGUGAGCUCGACAGACCUGGAGGGACUGUACAGCUUAUACUUCCACAGCUGUGCUAGAGACAGCAAAGAGCAAAGUCCAUUCAGCCUGGAUAUUCAUAUCAUAGAGAGGAACCUUGAUAAUUACCUUUCAGCAGAUGAAAUCCCCCUGCCCAAGCUGUACAUCUCAAUGGCGUUUUUCUUCUUCAUCUCUGGUUUCGUCUGGGUCCACAUCCUCCGGAAGCGCAGGAGCGACAUAUUUAAGAUCCACUGGUUGAUGGCCGCACUGCCCUUCACAAAGUCACUAUCUUUGGUCUUCCAUGCGAUCGAUUAUCAUUAUAUUGCGACUCAGGGGUACCCGAUUGAGGGAUGGGCUGUGGUCUAUUACAUUACUCACUUGCUGAAAGGAGCUCUGCUGUUCAUCACCAUUGCUCUCAUAGGAACAGGCUGGGCGUUCGUGAAGCACAUCCUCUCGGACAAGGAUAAAAAGAUCUUCAUGAUCGUCAUUCCCCUGCAGGUGCUGGCCAACGCUGCAUACAUCAUCAUAGAAUCCACAGAGCAGGGCAUGUCAGAGUACGGGCUGUGGAAGGAGAUCCUGUUCCUGGUAGACCUGCUCUGUUGCGGGGCAAUCCUGCUGCCUGUUAUAUGGUCUAUCCGGCAUCUGCAGGAGGCAUCCGCAACAGAUGGAAAAGCUGCGAUCAACUUGGCGAAACUCAAGCUCUUCAGACACUUCUACGUUAUGAUCAUCUGCUUCAUUUACUUCACCCGGAUCAUUUCAAUCCUCGUCAAAGUUGCUGUUCCAUUCAAAUGGAAAUGGAUGUACCAGCUUCUGGAUGAGCUUGCCACAUUUAUCUUCUUUGUGCUUACUGGGUACAAGUUCCGGCCUGCAUCGGACAACCCAUACCUUCAGCUCCCGCAUGAUGAUGACAUGGAUGACCUGGAAAUGGAGGCAGUAGUAACGACCACGGGAGCUACAGAGGGUGUAAAGAAAAUGAAAAAGGUGGUCAAUGGGUCUUCGGAAUGGCAGAACUCUGCGUGAAUGGACAAACGGACCGAUUUGGCUUUUUAAUUUAUUAUCUCUUCCUAUAUUACAUGCAAACUAAGCGGGACAGAGUUACACUCCACCUCCUUCCUUAUCACGUGCAGCAUCUCCCUCACAGAGACAUGAAAUAAGCCUAUCAACCAGUACCGGUCAAAGGCAUGUCCAAGGACAGCCCACAAUGUGCUGUAAUCUCCAGUUACUCAGAUUCAUCCUGCAAGGUAACACCAACUUCCGGUGUGGACACCUGUGUAUGGGGAUAAAAAAAAAAAAACAACUUAUAUGAUCUACAAAAUUUCUUGUAUUUGAAAGCAGGACUAAAGUAAUUGAGGGACUAUGUCUUUGAGAAAUAAUAUCUGAAUCAGGUUUGUACCUUUUUUUUUUUUUUUUUUUUUGUCGUCUUUUUUUUCUUUAUGCAUAGGCCAGCAAGUGUGUGGCGUAAAUUAAUUUACUUGAGUCCAUGGUGAUUGUGCAGUUGUAGCCAUGUAGCAAGCCACCGAGAAAUGCUAUUUAAAGUUAGACACACUCUCCCACCCCCGUCCUCCUUAUCAUUUUUUUUUUUUUUUUUUUUAAUCUUGUGAUUUUUUUUUUCUUUUGAUAACUGCAGCAUAUCUAUACCUAACCAGCUAGGAACAUUAAAAGAAAAAGAAAAAAAGUGUAAAUAUUUUUUUUUUUUUUUUUAUAAGAAAAGUUAUUAUGGCGUUUAUAGAAUAUAUUAUACAUAUAUAUUGGAAAUUGAUUCUAAGUACCUUACUAAGCACGUGGAUGUCGGUGGCACAUCAACUGGUUCAUGCCAUAGCAGAGAUGUGGGGGGAUCCUCUAAUUGUUUGUUCUAUAUUUGUUUAACUACUUGUAGCCUACGUCCCAAUCAGCAUAGUUCUAAUUAAUCAGAUGACCCUCUAAGGCAGGCCUGGCCAACCUUGAUAAGCUGUUGUGAAACUACAAGUCCCAGCAUGGCCUGCCACAGAUUUGCUAUUAGGGAGUACUAAAGCUGUGGCAGGGCAUGCUGGGAUGUGUAGAUUCACAACAGCUGGAGAGCCACAGGUUGGCCUGUCCUGCUCUUAGUGAAAUGUUACUGAACAGAAUCCCAGUAUUACAGAUUUGCUGUAGUUUAGAAUCCAAAUAUAUUUGAUUAGAGAACAGUCUGUGCCCAGGCCAUGAUCCUUAUAGUGAAGGGGGGGAGGGGAACAGGAGAGCAAGUUUUGAGUGCCCCGACACCUUGCUCCUUCACCGGCUGCCUGAGGUCUGUAUCCCAGUGUGUUCCGUGGCUGCAUGGCUCUGGAGUUACUGUGUGUGUGUGUUAGUAUUUCAUUUUGGGUUAGUCAUGAAUCAGAAAAGAAUGUUUUAAUUUUUUCGGGUGUGGUAACGGCUAUACAACCUCUUAUCGCUCAGGAAGCCACAUUAAUAUUCAUGAGUUAGUUUCAAGGCUUUGGGCAUGUGAAUAGAGAAAGCAAAUGUUUGCCCCCUGCACUGCUGAUGUAAAGCAGCCCGUUACUUAAAUAGUUAUUUAAAUUGCAAAGUUAAAGGCAGAUGUCUAUUUUCAGAGGUCACAGUCAGGGUCAGUGCUUCCAACCCCCCACCCCCCAAAAAAAAACCACACAUACUCCACCACUACUCCAUUGUUUCCUAAUCAACUUAUCCAAGAUAUUAAAGUUCUGCGUCAGCUGCUGCAGAACCUCCUGAGAAGAAAGGCUGUCAGUUAUCCAGGUACAAGCAAGAUGGCUUCUAGUGGCUUUCCUGCCAGUGUUGGCUCCAAAGCAGUCACUGAACCAAAUCUUUCAGGUCUCUGUAGACGCAGGGCUGGUGGAGGGAGAAAGCACAAAUCACCUGUACAGCUUGUUUUUGUUUUGUUUUUUUCUUUGCGAACAACACAGUUUUGUGAUUGAUCUCUAAACUGGCCUGUGACAUUUGUCAGUCCUGAAUGGCUUUUAAGUAGCCGGUUUAUAAGGCACUGCUGAAGUAUGAAUAGGUUUUAAUGGACACAACGGUUUCUUUUGUGAAUAAAAAAAAAAUGUUGCUUUAUUA